AUGAUUGGAGACCGUAGGCGAAAGGUUCAGUCGGAUCUUUCCUUCUCUAGUUCUGCUACAGUGCUCCUCGAACGAAGAAAUAGGGCAAGAGGUAGUACUACGUUAUUGUUCUAUCCAAAAAGAAGUUUCCCUUCUAGAAGAAAAAAAGGAGAGUCUCCGACAAAGACCCGACCCGGAAUUCAGAGUAGUCCGGAAACGACGAUCAGAAACUCCAGUUUCUCCCCUCCGCGUUCAACCUCCGUUGUACAGCGUGACGUCAUCAUCACGGCGGCGUUUGAGACCCUCGGGAUUCCGUCCUUCCCGACUCCGAACCCGCGAAGCUUCCCUUACAGUGUGAAGCAACAGUGCUGGGAGAAAGAGGAUAAAAUCAGGGGCCGUGACCCGGACCGAUGGCGUCCGGACCCGUUGGGAAAUACGGUGUUCCGGAAGCUUGUUGGUUGCCCCGGUUGCUUGUGCCACGAUUACGACCAUAUCAUUCCUUACUCCAAGGGAGGCCAAAGCACUUUGGAGAACUGUCAGGUUUUGCAGGUGCUUCUGAAAAUCAGGCUGUUCUAUUCCCUUCGCCCGCCAACCCCCGUGUUGAUCUAG
Molecule: messenger RNA, 588 nt
Organism: Oldenlandia corymbosa var. corymbosa
Lineage: Eukaryota; Viridiplantae; Streptophyta; Magnoliopsida; Gentianales; Rubiaceae
Source: the annotation of a GenBank genome assembly